UUUUCAUGUACUUGGCGUAAUUUUUUUACUUUUUUGAAGUUUUUUAUGGGGAUAGAUCAGUGACUAGACUAUAGUUUGAGCAGUUCAUGUAUGUAUGGUCGAAGGUGGUUACGGUAUUAUCCUAUAGCAAAUUUAUUUUUUGAGGGGGAACAAACGUAUGCCGUAACAUAACCUACCCGAGCAUCGUUUAGCAUUCUCGAGUGAGUUAUUUUAGGUGAUAACGUGUGCAAUAGAUAUUGUGAGAAAAAAUGGGCAAAGCGUGUUGCAUUAAAAAUUGUAGAAAUUCGUCAAAGCUGAAUCCGAACGUUAGUUUUCAUAAAUUCCCAACAAAACCAGACGAACUUAAAAAAUUUGUCGCAGCAAUACCUCCAAGCUUGCAGCUGAAAAUAACGAAAUUCAGUACGAUCUGUAGCAAGCAUUUUACUCCCGAAUCAUUCCAGCCCAUAAUAACUGCAACUGUUCUGCGUCGAUUGAAACCACAAGCAGUCCCUACAUUGUUUAAUUAUGAUUUCCGUAGCUCAGUUAGUUUGAAUUCUACAGUGAUGAGUACUCAGUUGUAUGAGGUAAUAACAUGCGAACCUUUAGUUUCACAUACUAAUAGGGUUUGUGAAAAUUCGAGUAAUAAUUUAGUAUAUCGAACAUCAACAGCUAAUGUGUUGUGUCAAACUUCGAGCACUAAUAUGGAAGAAACGAGUACCUCAAUGAAAAAGGACGUUGGUGUCCAAACAGAGGAUAGGUAUUUAUCACCAUCAGAGGAAGUAAUGCAGUUGCGGAACAAAGUUAGAAUACUGCAAAAACGAUUGCAGCGACGAGAAACCAGAUUAAACAGCAUGACUAACGUUAUUCAACAUUUGAAAAAAACUGGUUAGCAUAGAGCUUAAUGAAUAAGAAAUACUUGUGCGUUGUAUCAGAAAUAUAGAUUAGAGUGAGGAAUAGCAAGUUAGCAAGUGAGGAAUAUGCAAAUUAUUAAGACAGAAGAAGAAAAUUUCACCAGAUACUGCAAGAAAUAAUGCACAAGACAAGUAACGUUGCCUUGUAAUCCGUGUGUGCACGCAUUACCCAUAUGCUACCUUUAUAAAGUGAUACUUUUUACCUGUUUACAACAAGAAGAGGAGCAUAUAACAUGAUCAACAAAAGAGUAAGUAAAAUCCACAAUUAAUAGUAGAUAGUGUUUACAGUGCGGGUCCUAAGUGCUUGGCUGCCACUGUGCAAAUCCAUUUUUCGCCGCCCCUUUAUUGCGUUAAAAUUUGUGAAAAUUCAAAAAUGUUCAUAGUAUAUAGAAUAGGAUAAAUGAAUAAUUUCAUUUGUAAAAUAUGUAUUGUUUAUUUUAUUUUAAUAAUUAUUUAUAAAGAAAAUGACAACAAAUAAUAAUUUUCAGUGAUACAUAUAUCUUUUAAUACAUUCUAAAAUUAAAUAACAAAAUUUCUGUACCAAAUCACGUUCUCAAAUUAACUUUUCUGGCUUUUAAAGACGCAAAUUCGUCUAUUAUUUUUGAUAAGUCUAUACUUUCUGAUAUUUCAUGUUCAAUAGAAAUAAGUGCAAAAAUACUUAGUUUUUCUUGGGACAGCGUAAAUCGGAGAUAAUUUUUAAUUAUUUUGAGUUUCGAGGAACUUCUUUCGCCAGACGCAACAGAAACUGACAGGGUUAAAAAAAUUCUCAGUGCAAUAGUAUAAUUGGGGAAAUAAGAUAACAUGUCAGCAUCUACGAUCUUUUGUAAAACUUAAAAGGGAUUGUUUGAUAACGAUGCAUCAGGAAAAAUUUCCUGGUACGAUAUUAUUUCAUGAUAUAAUUGAAUACCUCCAAAAUCCCUUUGUAACACAUUAUUUUGAUUUCAUCAGAAUUUCACAUUCAAAUUCAUACAUGAUUUCAUUAAGGCAUAAUCAUUCAUUUUUUUGAAAUCAUAUAAAAAGCUAAACAGAGAUUCACAUUCGUUUACUAAUUCAAACCUUUGAUCCAGAGAAUUGCUUAUGUGAUCCAAAAUGAUAAAAUAAAAAUUUAUUUUAAUGUGCUGUUUAGGAUCUAUAACCGAAUCAGCUUUGUUUUCGUACAAAAAUUGACGUGGUUUUUUUAUAUGACGAAUUAUAAUAAUAUGGCGCCGUUACUAAUGAACAUAUUAAAACAUUCAUCGUUUCUUUUUUGAAUAAUGUAAUUUUUUAGAUUUUUUAAAGCAUGCACACAUCCAGCUAAAGUUAUUUUUGGCUUUUAAAGCAUUUUACUAACAAUAUCUAUUUUUGAAAGUAAAUCGUGCCAAAUAUUUAUAGAACAUAUAAAUUUGAAAGAAAAUAUCUUUUCUUCCAGUGAAAGAGGCAUAUUUUUUGUUUUUACGUCUUAAGUUGGAUCAUUCGUUAAUUCAGUUAAACUAUCAAUUAUAUUCUUCAGAUUAUGGCUCAAUGGUCUUAUAGCUUUAAUUCUGCUUUCCCAUCUUGUCUCAUUAAGACUUUUAAGUGUUAAAUUUGUAACGCGUUUCUUUAAAAGAGUCCAUCGAUAUGUGCAAGCAGAAAUAAAAUAAAAUAUUUCCUGAAUAAUUUCAAAAAAAUCAAAUAUUUCGCCGCUACUAUUCGCUGCAUCACUUACAACCAAAUUCAAAGUGUGAGCAUUACAAGGAACAAAAAGUGCUUUUGGAUUGAUGUCUAAGAUGCGCUUUUGAAGGUCAAUAUUUUUACCUCUCAUAUUGGAUCCGUUGUCGUAACAUUGUCCCCUAAUAUUUUGAACAACUAAUUCAUAAUUUGAUAAUUUUUUUAAUUGGAAGCUGUACAAUUCUUCACCAGUACUAUUUGUGACGGGAUAAAAAUCCCCAAAAAACUGUCAACUUUUUUAGUAGUAAAGAGAGGCCGGUUCUAACU
This is a messenger RNA of Hylaeus volcanicus, 2843 nucleotides long. Its product is annotated as THAP domain-containing protein 1. The transcript is spliced from 4 exons. Gene Ontology annotation, molecular function: sequence-specific DNA binding. Lineage: Eukaryota; Metazoa; Arthropoda; Insecta; Hymenoptera; Colletidae. Bases 249 to 869 code for a protein of 206 amino acids. The record is from RefSeq and is a predicted model, not a curated record.